Trametes versicolor FP-101664 SS1 is the source of this 918-nucleotide messenger RNA. RefSeq names its product phosphoglycerate mutase-like protein. NCBI's taxonomy places the organism in Eukaryota, Fungi, Basidiomycota, Agaricomycetes, Polyporales, Polyporaceae. The record is from RefSeq and is a predicted model, not a curated record. Gene Ontology annotation, cellular component: cytosol. Bases 1 to 918 code for a protein of 305 amino acids. The transcript has 7 exons. Gene Ontology annotation, biological process: regulation of pentose-phosphate shunt; fructose 2,6-bisphosphate metabolic process; negative regulation of programmed cell death. Gene Ontology annotation, molecular function: fructose-2,6-bisphosphate 2-phosphatase activity.
AUGUCCGCUGAAGCCGCCCCGACCCUUACCGUGACCUUUAUCAGACAUGGAGAGUCUACCGACAACUUGCGAAGCGUGUGGGCAGGAUGGAAGGAUGCACCACUAUCCAAUCACGGAAUGAACCAAGCGAAAGCAGUCGGAAAGUCCUUGUCCGACACCCGUUUCGCCGUCGUAUACGCCUCGCCGCUCAAACGCGCCCUGUGGACCGGUCAGGCUGUCCAGGAAGCACAAUCCGAGCCGAAGCCGCCUCUGGAGACCUCCCUCUUGUUGCGCGAGCAGCACUGGGGCGUGGCAGAAGGCGAACCGUGGCAGUGGGGCCACACCGCCGGCCUUUCACUAGAAGAACACUUCGCCAAGCAGCUGUACCCCGUGCUCCAUGAGCGCUGGCAGAAGUUUCCCGAGGGCGAGAGCCUGGACGACCUGUUCACGCGCGCGAAGCAGGCGAUAGACGAGCUCAUAAUGCCGCACGUCUGGAGCGCGGCCAGAGAGGGGAAAAAGGGCAUCCACAUCGCUAUAGCGAGCCAUGGCCUGUGCAUUAGCGAGCUCGUCCCCGCUCUGGUCAUGAAGGAUGAGAGCGGAGUCCAUCCGGGAGAGAAGUUCAGGGGAUUGCAGAACACAGCGUGGACCAGGGUCACCGUCAACGUCAAGGGUGCCAAGGAGGGAGAGCCGCUUGACUUUCCAGAUAACGAUCCUCCGAAAUUACAGGUUCGGGUAACGGACUUUAACCGCCAUGAGCACCUGGACGCUGUGAAACGUCAGAAAGGAGGCGUCGGGAGUGCCGGCUACGAUCCUAAGCAGCAGGACAUUCGUGCAUUCUUUGGCGGAGCGAAGGUCCCAGCCAAAGGAGAGGCAGCUGAGCUUGAAGAAGGCCGAAGCGAGAGUAACGCAAGGGACGAGGUUGAUGUGGAUAUCCAGUAA